Linum trigynum is the source of this 2623-nucleotide messenger RNA. Lineage: Eukaryota; Viridiplantae; Streptophyta; Magnoliopsida; Malpighiales; Linaceae. The record is from the annotation of a GenBank genome assembly.
GCAUCGCCAUUGUUUCUCCUAUUCCCCCGCCCGCCUCUCCGCUCCCCAGAAAAAAUCUCCCUCCGCACGCCGCCGGCUUGUUUGACCUUCCACCGCCACCGCCAAUCAUCUCCGUUCAGCUCCCUGACUCCGCUCCCUGCCUUGUUGUUUCAGGUACCCCGCCGGCUCCCUCUUGUUUCUUCUCGGAUGAUUAAUUCUUCUGUUCUAUUUCGGUUCUGCUCCGUUUGUGAUUGUGGCGCUGUCGUGUUGUCCAAUGGCGAUCUGGAGGCCGUGGAUCUCGGCGCGCCUCUGUUUGUUUAUCGCCGUUUCUCGAACUUGCGGAUAGCGGUUUCCCGGCUCAUUCAGUUUUUUCGUUCAUCCGGUUGAGGGAAUUAGCUAUGGUUUGUGUUCCUCGUUUGAUUUCUGUCGAGUAAUCCGUCCGUCUACGAUCUUGUUCAUUCUUGAUUUCCAGCUGAAAUGAGAUUGCCCCUAGGUUCUUUCGUUCAUUCUGUUUGGGGGGACUUGAUAUUGUGUUUGUCUAUUCGAUCAUGGUGGCUUGAUUGGUGUCUUGUGAGGGUGAUGGGGGGGUUUCAGAGAGAAAACUACUGUUUCCUGUAGGGAAUCUGUUCAUAGUUUUGUUCUCUCUGUUCCAGCCGUGAGUGAAUGAGGUUCAAACCAAGCAUCUAGUCUUAGGUUUAGAAUAGGUGGUCACUGGUCAUGUUCUAGGUUCAUUGGUAGCCCGGAUCUCAUUUCACGUUGCUGAUUCGAUUCUCGUUGGUUCUUAGAAAAGAUUUUGACCUAUGGUUUCUUAUUGCUUGCUGGGCACAGGUUGUCAUCCUAGAACCUAAUGCUUACACUUAACGAAGAAAAAUGGUUUCUUUCUUACAUAUGGUGAUGGGUUUCUUGUUUAGAGACCAUGUGGUUAUAGUUAGCUACUGGCCAACCAUUGACAAGCCUUCUAAAGAGGAUGAGAAAGUUAGGUGUAACUGAUUUGUUCCUCUGGACUUAAGUUCUACCUUCCCUUAGGUUUCAUUAACUCAGGUUUAACUAAUUACUCAAUCGAUUGGUAGUGAUCAUCACUAUGAUUGACCAUCUUCCUCGAAGAAUUGAGAUCUAAAUCAUCUAACUGUGUGUGUUCAUCAAUUUCCGCCUUUCGGGUUGGGAUCCCAAGUUCCUUGCCUCCAUUACCUUCUCUAGCUAUUCAUGUGUGCUUUCUGUGGGCCUUUAUGUUCGAUUUGCUCUGAAAUUUCCAUCCUUCAUCUCGGUUUUGGUAAAUUUGUCUGGCUUUCCUUUGAGGUUUCAUCCUACUGUUGUGGAAGUCAGUCUGAUCAUCCUUUCUCUGCUGCAGAGAGCCAAAUAGUUGGUACUGCUGAAGAACGAAUCUCUCCCAGUGGCCAAUCAAUGGCAUUCCAGCAAUUCUUCCCGCAGGAGUGGAAAUCAGUGGCAAGUGCAGCAGCAGCCACAACAGCCUCAGAAGAACCCAGUUUAAACGAUGGCUUCGACUGCAACAUCUGCUUUGAGUUCGCCAGAGAGCCAGUCGUCACCCUCUGCGGCCAUUUAUACUGCUGGCCCUGCAUCUACAAGUGGCUCCACGUCCAGAGCGCCUCCCUUCCUUCCGACGAGCACCCACAGUGCCCCGUCUGCAAGGCCGAUAUAUCCCACACCACAAUGGUCCCCCUCUACGGCAGAGGACAGUCCACAGAAGAAGAGAUCGAAGGAAAGACCCCCAGCAGCAGUGCCAUUCCCAUCCCACCUCGACCUCCAGCCUGCGUUACCCAGGCUCUUGCAACCAGCAGCACUCAAACAGGUCAGCAGCUUCCUUACCGAAACCCUUACCGGGGCAAUCACCACCACAAUCCACCGAUGGGGUACGCUAGCUUCGACGAAACUGCUACUUCCUCGUCGAUGCCUCCGACCAGUUUCCAGUACCACCCGGGAUACGGGGUGCUCGGGGAGGUUGUGUACGCGAGGGUGUUUGGUAACUCGGAUAGCUUACACGCCUACCCGAACUCGUAUCAGCUUACGCAGAGUGGCGGUUCGAGGUUGUUGAGAAGGCAGGAUAUACAGGCGGACAAGUCCCUGAGCAGGAUCUCCUUCUUCUUGUUCUGCUGCGCACUGCUGUGCCUCAUCGUGUUCUGACCAGAAACCGGGCUGGUUUCGUUUUGGAAGAAAGCGUUUUCCUUUGUAUAAACUGUAAAGAAGAAUUCAGAAACGGCUUGUGAAACUGGUGAUGAAUCGCCGUAUAGACUGAAUGCCAGUCAAGUUAUAAAGAGAAAGAGAAAGAGAUUUUAGCCUGUGAUGAUGACAUUGCUGGUCAUCAUUUUUGUCCCAAGCUUGCCUGCCUGCCUGCCAUUGUGGAUGGAUUGGACUCUUAUCCUGUUGGCCACCGACGGGGUUUAGCUUUCAUAUCCAAGAAGAAUGUAUUUGGAAGUGAUGUGUAUAUCAAAAACGUUUGUGCAAUAUAAUCUACAAUUUAGUUCAGUAAUUUGUGUGGUCUGCAUGUGCUAAUCAUGAUUAUUUGGUAUUUGACGAUGCUAGUAAAAUGAGAUUGAGACUAGUGGGACGUGGGUAGUUGAUUAGACUAGGUGUGUACAUAGAGUAAUUAGAAGUGGUGAGUGGUCCAUAAUCAAUAUUCCAUACGACA